AUGGUAGAUCCAGCUAUCCGGGCCCUCUUUGGGCCUCCGCCAUCCGACAUCAACCUCGCGGCCAGCAAUGUGUCGGUCAACAAUGGCGCCGUCAUUGCCAUGGCCUGUGUUGCCGUCGUGGCGUUGAUUCUGCGCUUCACAGCUCGAGUGCUCCUCCGGAACGCCCUGCUGGCGGAUGAUUGGGCCAUCAUUGCAGCGCUACUCUGCAUCGGUGGUACGACAGGGCUGAGUGUGGCAGGGGGCACUGUGGGUGCUGGAAGGCAUGUUUGGGCUGUGACGUUGGAGGAAUUGGUGCAUCUAUACAAGCUUCUCUUUGCGUAUACCUUCCUGUAUGCCUCGGCCGGCACCUGUACCCGUCUGUCCAUCCUGUUCUUCUAUCGCCGCAUCUUCUCCCCGCUGGAACUCUCCUUGCGCGUGGCUCUGAUCUGCGGCGGAUUCCUGACGCUCGGCUAUCCGAUCAUUGUCUGGGUGACAAUGAGCACUUCCUGCCGCCCGCUGAGUUUCUUCUGGACGCAAUUCAGCGGGACCCAGGGCGAAUGCAUCGACAUCAAUACCUUCUUCCUGGCGGCGGGGAUCCUGAACAUGCUCAACGACUUUGUCCUUCUCGUCAUCCCGUUCCCACGCAUCGUCCGGCUGCACAUGACCGUUCAGAAAAAGGUGGCCAUCUGUGCCAUUAUGGCGGUGGGAAUCUUCGUCUGUGUCGCGAGUAUCGUGCGAAUCCACUAUCUCUCCGUCUUCAUGCACGCCCUCGAUGUGACCUGGCUGAUGGGCCCCGUCUUCAUCUGGUCUACCAUCGAGCCCGCAGUGGCGAUUGUCUGUGCCUGUCUGCCUCAUCUCGCACCACUCGCCCAACUCGCCCAUCGAUCCAUCCUCGGAAGCCUUCAUUCGGAAACCCACACUGGACCGCCGAGUAGACAGAGUAGACAAAGGCCGCUGAAAAGGAAUGCCGACGACGAGGUCGGCCUGACAACCUAUCCGAAUCGGUCUCGGAGCACACUCAGGAACACUCAGAGCCGUACAACAUAG
Messenger RNA from Penicilliopsis zonata CBS 506.65, 1026 nucleotides. RefSeq lists its product as hypothetical. The coding region runs from base 1 to 1026 and encodes 341 amino acids. NCBI's taxonomy places the organism in Eukaryota, Fungi, Ascomycota, Eurotiomycetes, Eurotiales, Aspergillaceae. The record is from RefSeq and is a predicted model, not a curated record. The transcript is spliced from 4 exons.